ACAACUGUGGGCCUUCAAUGGGUCUCUUCUCUUCGACUCACCCAUCGCCAUAGCUGUCCUCCUCUUUCUAAUCCAUCGAGCUUUUUUCCUUCAAAUUUCUUUGACCCCACUCUUGCUUAUCCGAUUUUUUCAUUUCCCUUUUGGCUUUUUCAGUCCUAUUCCGUGAAUUUGUCAAACAUAACGUGAUGGGUUGUUUAUUGUUUCGCUUUUUGGUUCUUUGAAAUUGAAUCAAACCAACUUUAAUCUGUCUUUAUCGCUCUGGCUUCUAUGAUUACUUUCAUUGACUUGAGUUUUUGGAGUUUUUGAUUGCUUUUAAGAGUGAGAUGCUUCUGGGUUGUUUCUUAGUACUUCAUUUAAUGGUGGAUGGUAACGGAUUCCUUUUUUAGUUGAAAACUGAGGUGAUUCUUUUGCUUGUUCACUUCGUUUAUUUCUGAGGAUCGGAUUCUGGGUUCUUGUUAUUUUGGUAAUAGGAUUCUUUUGUUUGGAGUUUUCUUGUUCCUAUCUGGUUUUUUCCACUUCUGCCUCUGAAUUUGUUGAUCGAGUGAAGUUUUGUUGAGUCUUGAUUGGUAUUAAGAGUGAAACUGCUUCUGGGUUGUUUCUUUCUUACUCUUGCUUUAAUGGCGGACAAUAAUGGGUUCCAUCUGAGAUGAUUGGUUCUUUCGCUCAUUGAUCACUUGUCUUCCUUCGAAUCGCCUUCUGUCUUCUUGGAUUUGUUCUGUUUCAAUCGGGUUCAUUCAAAUUCUCUUCUGUAGUCUGAUCAUCUUCAUUGUAAAUCUCGAAUUUAUUUUAUCUCUGAAAUCUGCCGCCAUGAGAGCUUCAAAUGCCAAUUUUCUCAUCUGGAUUCUUUGUGCUUUAUGUUUAUCAUCAUCUCUCUUAUCAGAAUUCACUCCUGAUGAUAAUUUUCUGAUUGAUUGUGGAUCAUCCUCCAAUAAUACAGUGGGAGAUCGUUUAUUUCUAUCUGAUGACAACCCGAAUGGGAAAUCUCUUUCCUCUACAAGUAAAGUAUCUACUUCAUCUGAAUUAGACAUGUUCUCAUCUCUAUUUCAGACUGCAAAAGUAUUUGAAACAACUUUUCAAUACAACUUCAAAAUAAAGAAACAGGGUAGGCAUUGGAUCCGCCUCUACUUUGACCCCUUUGUUUCUGGGAACUUUAACUUGAGUUUAGCUAAAUUCUCAGUUUCUGCUCAAAAUAUCACACUGCUCAAAGAGUUUCAAAUCGAAAGCGGCUCAAUAAUCAAGGAAUAUUCUCUGAAUCUCACCUCCAGUAAUCUUGUUCUUACAUUUACUCCCAUAGUGAAUUCAUUUGCCUUCAUCAAUGCCUUGGAAGUUGUUUCUGUUCCAAAUGAACUGAUUCCCUUGACUGUCACCAGUGUUGAGAAGGUUGAAAAUAGUUUGGGGAACAGGGCACUGGAGACAGUUGCUAGAGUGAACAUGGGCAAUCGAACCAUGCUUCCGGAUGAUGAUACUCUCUCGCGUCUUUGGGUUGCAGAUGGUCCAUAUUUGAUGCAUAAUAAUCAGGUUGUCGUUGGAAAGUUUGUGUCAAAUCUCACAAAAGUGAAUAUGACAGGCGGUUUGGAAAUUAAGGCUCCUCGUUUUGUGUAUGGAACGGCAACACAGUUAGGAGUUGAUGGGGAUACUUUUGUUAAUGUCAAUGUAUCCUGGUCAUUCGACGUUGAUCCAGGAUAUGAAUAUCUGAUUCGUUAUCAUUUCUGUGAUAUUAUUGAUCAUUCUUUUGGACCAAUGGUCUUCAAUGUUUAUGUUAACUCAUGGAAGGUAGUUCAUCUUGAUCUUGAUAAUGUCACUUCAAACAUCCGAGGUGCACCCUAUGUCCUGGACACCAUAGCCAGUCCAAUCGACAGCUCUAAGUUCAAAAUAAGUGUUGGUCCUACCAAUUUUCAUGAUUUCUCGACCGCCAUUCUUAACGGGCUCGAGAUUAUGAAAAUAAGUGAUUCUCGGAGGAGCCUCGAUGAACCCCCCUUUGGUUUAGACUCAAAGAAAGGUUCCAAUGUAAAAGUUGGUCUUAUAGCUGGCUUAGUUGCUGGACUGGUUGUCCUUGCUAUUUUGGCCACUCUUGUUAUUGUACUGUGCAGAAGAAGAAGGAGAUCAGCACUUGUCCGUCACUUGAAGGAAGAGGAAAAUUUGGGUGUGAAUGGUAGAGAAAGCAAUUAUACCAUUGGCUCCGUUGCCUUUUCGAACUCAAAGUUCGGUUAUCGAUAUUCUCUUGCAGCUAUUCAGGAAGCUACAGAUAAUUUUAGUGAAAGUUUAGCCAUUGGAGUUGGCGGGUUUGGGAAAGUUUACAAGGGAAUGUUGAGGGACAACACAGAAGUGGCAGUGAAAAGAGGAACUUCUAAAUCCAUGCAGGGUCUUGCAGAGUUUCAAACCGAAAUUGAGAUGUUAUCCCAAUUUCGCCACCGUCAUUUAGUUUCUCUGAUCGGGUACUGUGAUGAGCAAAACGAGAUGAUUAUAAUUUAUGAGUACAUGGAAAAAGGGACCCUCAAGGACCAUUUGUAUGGAUCAGAACUUCCAAGUUUAAGCUGGAAACAAAGGCUUGAUAUUUGCAUUGGCUCAGCUAGAGGACUUCACUAUCUUCACACUGGCUCCACAAAGGCAAUCAUACACAGAGAUGUCAAAACUGCAAACAUUCUUCUUGAUCAAAACUACAUGGCCAAGGUUGCAGACUUUGGACUCUCGAAGAUUGGCCCUGAAUUUGACAAGACUCACGUCAGUACAGCAGUGAAAGGAAGCUUUGGCUAUCUCGAUCCUGAGUAUUUAACGAUGCAGCAACUGACCGAGAAAUCAGAUGUGUACUCUUUUGGGGUAGUUAUGUUUGAAGUGCUUUGUGGUAGGCCUGUCAUUGAUCCAUCUCUGCCAAGGGAAAAGGUGAAUUUAAUUGAAUGGGUAAUGAGAAGGAAGGACAAAGAUCAAUUGGAGGCGAUUGUAGAUGCUCGCAUUGUCGAACAAAUCAAGCUAGAAUCAUUGAAAAAAUAUGUUGAAACAGCCGAGAAAUGCUUGGCAGAAUGCGGCAUGGAUCGUCCAACAAUGGGAAACGUUCUGUGGAAUCUGGAGUGUGCACUCCAACUCCAAGGGGAUGAAAAAUCCCGACAUGGAAAGGAAUCAUCCUCACAAGCUGAUCUUUCCAACCAUUGGGAGGCGAGCGUAUCAACGACUCAAUUCAGCACAGGAAGCGCUGUCGAUAUCGCAAGUAUGUCGAUGAGUAAGGUAUUUGCUCAAAUGGUGAGGGAAGAUAUGAGAUAGGUUACACUCAAAUCAUCAUCAGUAGAUUUUGUAUAAAAGUGAAGGAUUUCAAUCCUGUUAUGUGCAUCUCAUACUGUUAGAGGUGUGCUUGUGGAUUUAUACAUAUACUUUAUAUAAACAAUGAACAUUUUUUAUUUGUCCAAAUUCCCUUGGUUAUAGCCAUGUUAUUCUUUUGAAGAACAAAACAGUUGAAGAAAUUCUAUACCGGUUUGAUGGUAAAUAAGUACAUGUACAAAUAUCAA
Molecule: messenger RNA, 3497 nt
Organism: Cucumis sativus (cucumber)
Lineage: Eukaryota; Viridiplantae; Streptophyta; Magnoliopsida; Cucurbitales; Cucurbitaceae
Product: probable receptor-like protein kinase At2g39360
Exons: 1
Coding region: 808-3255 (815 amino acids)
Biological process (GO): protein autophosphorylation
Cellular component (GO): plasma membrane; plasmodesma
Molecular function (GO): transmembrane receptor protein tyrosine kinase activity; ATP binding
Source: RefSeq, a predicted model, not a curated record